Molecule: messenger RNA, 915 nt
Organism: Colletotrichum chrysophilum
Lineage: Eukaryota; Fungi; Ascomycota; Sordariomycetes; Glomerellales; Glomerellaceae
Exons: 3
Coding region: 1-915 (304 amino acids)
Cellular component (GO): cytosol
Molecular function (GO): oxidoreductase activity
Source: RefSeq, a predicted model, not a curated record
AUGGAUACCCUCUUUGCCAAAACCGCCGGUCAAGACGGCAGCACCUUCACCAAGACCACCCACAAGACAACCUAUCCGACUAUCGACCCUGCUCGCCCAGAGCUGUCUCAAGCCGGUAGGACGGUCGUUAUCACCGGUGGCUCCGCUGGAAUUGGCUUCUCCAUUGCGCAGGGGUUCGCCCAAGCCGGUGCCAAACACAUCAUCAUCCUCGGCCGGCGCCAGAACGUCCUCGACGAAGCCGCAUCGCAGCUUCGCAAAGAGUAUCCUUCUGUAAAGAUCGAGGGCCGCCAAUCUGAUAUAGGCGAUCUUGGCGAGACGGAUGCGCUUUGGAAGAGCUUCGAGAACCAUGGCAUCUUUGUUGAUGUGCUGAUCCUCAAUGCUGCAAUUGUUUCGGCUGGUAGCCCCAUCCUGGAGCUGGGUCGCGAUGAGGUCUGGAGCCAGUACCUUGUCAAUGUGCGAUCCCACCUCGACUUUACCGAGAAAUUCUACAAACAGAAGGCAGGCGAGAAUCGUCAAAAGUUCCUCGUCAGCGUCUCAACUGAAGCUACCCAUAACUUCCCCAAGGCGGCUCUUUGGCCCGCGUACAGCACGACCAAAAACGCGGGCACCAUGCUCCUGCAGAGAAUCGCCAAUGAUACGCCUGUUGAGAAGAUGCAAAUCAUCAACUUCCACCCGGGUGUUGUUUACACGGACAUCUUCAAGUCUUAUGUUCCCAGAGACAUCUAUCCAUUUGAUGAUGAGAAGCUGGGUGGUCACUUUGCUGUGUGGGCGGCUUCAGACGAAGCUCGGUUCCUGCAUGGUCGCUUCGUCUGGGCUGCCUGGGAUAUUGAUGAAUUGAGAACGGGAGAUAUCAAGAGAAACAUCGAUAACAACCCAGAGUUUCUCAAGGUUGGCAUCGUUGGACUGCAACAGUGA